This is a messenger RNA of Oncorhynchus tshawytscha (Chinook salmon), 1386 nucleotides long. Its product is annotated as serine/arginine-rich splicing factor 7. The record is from RefSeq and is a predicted model, not a curated record. The transcript has 7 exons. NCBI's taxonomy places the organism in Eukaryota, Metazoa, Chordata, Actinopteri, Salmoniformes, Salmonidae. Gene Ontology annotation, molecular function: zinc ion binding; mRNA binding. Gene Ontology annotation, cellular component: ribonucleoprotein complex; cytoplasm; nucleus. The coding region runs from base 164 to 1024 and encodes 286 amino acids.
AAUCCCUCCUCCUUGAAACCGAAAGAAGAAGCGCUCUCCGGUUGGCCAGGGAAGGCUGGCGGUAUUUCCUUCUCUGGGUUAUCUGUAAAACGUGCUGCUGCUCUGUGUGAAGAGCUAACAGCUAGAUCAAUACGGGAAAGGUGGACCUGGAAAAGCUUUUAAGAUGUCCUACUCGUCAUCACGAAGCUCCUCGCGCAACACUGACUGCAAGGUGUAUGUAGGUGACCUAGGCAACGGUGCUGCCAAGGGGGAGUUGGAACGGGCGUUCAGCUACUAUGGACCUUUGCGCAGUGUCUGGGUGGCCAGGAACCCACCUGGUUUUGCCUUUGUCGAGUACGAAGAUCCCAGAGAUGCUGAGGAUGCGACAAAGGGCAUGGACGGCAAAGUGCUCUGUGGUGCCCGCAUAAGAGUGGAGUUGUCAACGGGUAUGUCUCGCAAGUCGCGCCACGACCGCCCCAGCCGCCGGCACUUCGACCCCAACGACCGCUGCUACCAAUGUGGCGAGAAUGGCCAUUAUGCAUAUGACUGCUAUCGCUUUAGCAAGAGGGGCGGUGGCCGCCGCAGCAGGUCCCGCUCACGGUCAAGGUCCAGGGGAAGGCGUUACCGCUCACGCAGCCGAAGCAACGGCCGCGACCGUAGAUCUGGGUCCCCAGCACGUUCCAAGUCCAGAAGUCCAGUGCGCAGGUCGUCCAGAAGUCCAGUGCGCAGGUCGUCCAGAAGUCCAGUGCGCAGGUCGUCCAGAAGUCCAGUGCGCAGGUCGUCCAGAAGUCCAGUGCGCAGGUCGUCCAGAAGUCCAGUGCGCAGGUCGUCCAGAAGUCCAGUGCGCAGGUCGUCCAGAAGUCCAGUGCGCAGAGCAGCAAGUCGCUCCCGAUCUCGCUCCCGCUCCCGGUCCGUGUCCCGCCCCAGGGCGCGCAGCGUCUCCAGAUCUCGCUCCCGGUCCAAGUCCCGCUCAGCCACCACCAAGAGGGACAGUCGAUCCAGGUCUCCGAGCCAGAGGAAAAGCCCCACUCCUGAUGCCGACUGACCAUGGGGGUGAGACCGCUCCCUGCCCUCUCCUGUUCCGCUGUCCCUGUUUGCCUCGGGGCUUGAAGCCAUUUUACACCCUUGUCUAUGUAUUUGAUUUCUUUCUCCUGUCAUUUUUUUAAUUUAUCCCUUGCUUUUCAUCCUCUGGCUUUGGCAUUAUUUCAUCUGUAUGUACAAAGGAUUCUAAACUCCUUUUUCCAUCAUGUACAUUAGCUCGUUUUACAGUAUUUUUUAAAAUAUUUUUUGCAUUCUGUGCGUUUUACUCGUUUGUCUUUUUUUUUUUUUUGCUAAAUGAUUUGGGGUUUUAUUUCAUUUUCAAUGUAAAUGGCGGGAUCUUUUUAAUAAAAUUAAUCUUUACACUAA